CAUGAAGUACGUUACAUUGAGACAUUACCAUUAAAAGCACUGUUUAUUUGAAGCCAAGCGUUUACUCACCAUUUGACCAGGGGACGUUUGUGUGCGUGUUUGCUGACUAAGAACGAUGUCUGAGAAGGAAGCCGUGGAAAGAUACGGCCACAGCAGCCUGGUGCUUGUGGUCUACAUCAUCACCUUGCUGAUUGGCUUCCCCGCCAAUGUCGUGGCCUUUUACACCUUCAGCAAGAAGGUGAGGCAGAAAGCCAUGCCCGUCGACAUCCUGCUCCUCAACCUGACCAUCUCGGACCUCAUCUUCCUGCUCUUCCUGCCCUUCAAGAUCAAAGAGGUGGCGGACAACAUGAAAUGGAUCAUGCCCCACUUUCUGUGUCCAUUGACCAGCUUCGUCUUCUACACCACCAUCUACAACAGCACCUUCUUUCUGACCGCAAUCAGUGUCGAACGCUACCUGGGAGUGGCCUUUCCCAUCAAGUACAAACUAAAAAGACGGCCUUUGUACGCCACGGUGGCUAGUGUCUUCUUCUGGGCAAUCUCCAUGGCGCACAUUAGUAUUGUCUACAUCAUUCAAUAUUUUGACUAUUCCAACACCACCCGGGCAGACCCAAAGAACCUGGACAUGUGUUAUGAGGAUUUCACCCCGGAGCAGCUGCAAGUCCUGAUACCUGUCCGUCUGGAGCUCUUCCUGGUUCUAUUCUGUGUACCUUUCUUUAUCUGCUGCUUCUGCUACAUCAACUUCAUCCGAAUCCUCUCUCAGCUGCCCAGCAUCAACCGCAAGAAGCGUCAGCGGGCCAUCGGCCUGUCUCUGGGGACCCUGCUGGUGUUUAUCGUCUGCUUCGCACCCUACAACUUGUCACACGUAGUGGGCUUUGUAAAGUGGGAGAGUCCCACUUGGCGGGUUGAAGCACUCUUGUCCAGUACUGUCAACGCCAGCCUGGACCCCAUCAUCUUCUACUUCUCCUCAGCGGCCCUCAGGUCUACCUUCCACCUCUUCAUGAAGAACCUGGUGGAGAGGAUACAGCGGUUGUUCUUCUGCAAUAAGGUCCUCUACUGCCCCCUGUUGUUCUGCUCCAGAACUCAGAAGGACAGCACACCAAGCACCAAUGACAGCUCCUUAUAGUGUACGUGUCAAACUCAUACCACAGAGGACUGAAUGUCUGCGGGUUUUCGCUCCUCCCUUGUACUUGAUGGAUGAAUUAAGCUCACUAAUUAGUAAAUAGCUCCCCUCACCUGGUUGUCUAGUUCUUAAUUAAAAAAUAAAACCUGCAGACACUAGCUCCUCCAUGGAAUGCGUUUGACACCCCUAUUAUAGUGUGUAGUCAAGCCAUAUGCUACACAUGCUAAAUGUUAGCCUGUUCAAUGUAUUUAUUGCACUUAGGUUCUUAUUGAAAAGACUGAGGACUUUGCUAUCUUUCUUUAUAAGUAGCCUAUACAUUAAUCAGUGCCAGUCAGUGCCAAUUAGGAUGAGGGAGGAUGCUACUUUUUUAUGAGCAUGGCCUUAUUUCUAUUUCAGAAUAUUGGAUGACUGUCAUUCAUUUUCCAUUCCCCCAGCCCAAUGUAACAUCGAUAGUUUUGGGCUACUGUAUGAUAGUCAAAUUUGACCUAUACCCAUCAUGAGUUUGCUACAAACUAGCCUAUGAAUGAAAAUCUACAACUUAGGUGCAAAGGGUUGAGAGAAUUUUGAGUAACCAAGGUGAUUACUGCCUUGCACACUCUUGCUUGCAUCUGACCAAGGGUGUAAUCAUUAGUCCAACAUUUGCAAAUGAGAGUUUCUAUUGGACAAAUUCAGGUAUGUUUAUCCCCUUUUUGUUCCAUUUGCUUCUGUUUAAGAAACAUUUUUCAACAGAAUCGGCGGAAUGAAUACAUCCCAUAUCAUACGAAAACAGUUCACUUUCAAAGCAGCCUUAUGUCGACAGCAUGAUCACGUUGCUCGUUGUUUAUAUAAUUCCUUGUUUAUAUAAUUCCUAUAGUUCCUGUUUAUAUAAUUCCCAACUAUCCAUGCGCUUUCCUCCUCUCACCUUUUACCUUUGCUUGUGGACUUCAGUGCAUAACACCUGUCUGUGACCAGGAAAAAAAACACUUUCCAAGCCAAACCUUCAUAUCAUGACUACUAACCGCUACAUACAGACUACAUCAUUGUCACCUCAUAGUCAAUAUAGCUUUAGUACUAGAACUAACGAGUUAGUAAACCCAGUACAAUCAUGCAGUACAGUGUACAGUCACAAAGCAGUUUAACAGUUCCACUGCGGGUGCUGGUGGUAAUAAAUUAUUCAAACCAAAAGCUUACCUAGAUUUGGAAGAGUUCCAGUGUUGAAUAGCCAAAGCCAGCAAGCUAACAUAGCAUCACUCUCUGUUUGAGCCAGGUGUUUGAGUAUGCUAAUCUAGCUAGCUGCAUCCAGCUAGCUUAAGUGAAUGUGAAGUUAAAAAAUAUGAACAAAUAUAGCUAGCUAGUUCUCUCUCUCUCUUGCUUCUCUUUAAUAUUUGAAUCAAUACAUAUUUUCAAAACUGUUAAAAUAUUCUCUCUUAGAGGCAACUAUUCACCACAUGUUAUGCACUGCUGUGCUAGCUAGCUGUAUCUUAUGCUCUCAGUACUAGAUUAAUUAUCUGAUCUCUUGAUUGGGUGGACAACAUGUCAGUUCAUGCUGCAAGAGCUCUGAUAGGUUGGAGGAUGUCCUCCGGAAGUUGUCCUAAUUACUGUGUAAGUCCAUGGACAGGGUGAGAACCAAGAGACUCCUAGGUUUUGCAUUGACGUCAAGGAAGCUAGCUGUCCUCCAGCUACACCAUGGUGCACUACAGUGUGCUGCUGAUGCUACUGUAGAAAUUCAUUGUGUGUUUUAAUGAAUUAUUUGGUAACUUGAAUAUAUUUAGUAAAGUUUGAUCUAAACAUGCAAAAUUUUUAAAUGUUCCACUAUUAUCAUUUUAUGAAAUUUACUGAGGAGCAUGGUCCUCCCCUUCCUCAUCUGAGGAGCCUUCACUGACAUUAAUGUAUGUGUAGUAUGCAUUUAUAUGUGUAUUUAUAAGCUUUUGAAGGUUUUAUAUUAUUUCUGUUCCCCUUUAUUUUAUGACUUU
This is a messenger RNA of Oncorhynchus gorbuscha (pink salmon), 3072 nucleotides long. Its product is annotated as free fatty acid receptor 2-like. The record is from RefSeq and is a predicted model, not a curated record. Gene Ontology annotation, molecular function: G protein-coupled receptor activity. Gene Ontology annotation, cellular component: plasma membrane. NCBI's taxonomy places the organism in Eukaryota, Metazoa, Chordata, Actinopteri, Salmoniformes, Salmonidae. Gene Ontology annotation, biological process: G protein-coupled receptor signaling pathway; cellular response to fatty acid.